GUUGCUGCUGAUUUCACAUCAACAGCAGUGAAACACAGAGUGCACUCUGAUAGCUGAUUACUGAAUGAGAUACUGUAAACGGGUGGGAAAAAAAGACAGCGUGUGAAACAGACAGACUCAGAGAGGGAAGGUUAGAGCAGGAAAAGUGGUCAGGCUGCAGAGUGUUCUCCUAGGUGUACUGCGGAAGCUUUUUGGAAAUGGAUGCAAGGACCAUCUGCUGCCUGUAGAUUAGAGGGCUGUAGAAUAAGGGCAGAGAGAUGAGCCUGUGGCUCUUGAAUAAAAACUGAAGUUCUGCGUAUCUGAUUUAUCAAGAUAAAUCAUGAGUCUGUGCAUGGAUAGGAUAUUAAUGAAUAAAUCCAUGCUAUGGAUAGAGUACAGCCUGCAUUGCUAUAAAAAAUAGAUAAACAGCAACAAUGCAGUGAAUAAAUUCUGCAGUAAUUAUCUGAUUUAUGUAUGAAGAAAAAGAGAAGCGAAAUACAGAAAGCCUGUAUUGCAUUGCAUUUAACACUGAGAGAUGCUGUACAUUGAAUCUGACAACUAUGGAAAGAGAAAUCAUGGAGAAGUCAAGUAGCGAGGAUUCUUCAAUUCACCGGAGUCCAUCUUUGGAUAGCAAAGACUCAGAUUUUGCUAAACCUUCUACCUCAGGAAGGCAAUUUGGUCGAGGUUUUACUGCUGGAGCUUUCUAUGGUACAGCUGGAUCACGCACACAGAACCACACUGGCAUCGAAACUGGGACUGGUUCUGGGACUGGGACUGGCAUAAAAAGUGACAAAUACAGUGCACCCAAAGGCAGCAAAUAUGUGGUCUUUUACCUGGAUCUAUCCUUUGUUUUCCUUUUAGAAUUUAAGAAGUGCGACAUGACAAGAGGCUGCCUGUGUUGUUUGAAAUAUAUGAUGUUCCUUUUCAAUUUGAUAUUUUGGUUAUGUGGCUGUGGGCUCCUGGGCGUGGGCAUCUGGCUGUCAGUAUCACAAGGAAACUUCGCCACAUUUUCUCCUAGCUUUCCAUCACUUUCAGCUGCCAACCUAGUCAUUGCCUUUGGUACAGUCAUCAUGGUGACCGGCUUUCUGGGCUGCCUAGGUGCUAUCAAGGAGAAUAAGUGCCUACUUUUGAGUUUUUUCAUCGUUUUGCUGAUAAUUCUCCUGGCAGAGCUGAUAUUACUAAUUUUGUUCUUUGUUUAUAUGGACAAGGUCAGUGAGAGCGCAAAGAAGGAUUUGAAGGAAGGUAUGAAGCUGUACAAUUCAGAAAAUAACGUUGGGCUGAAAAAUGCAUGGAAUAUCAUUCAAGCAGAGAUGAAGUGCUGUGGUGUAAAUGACUUUACGGAUUGGUACCCAGUACUGGGAGAAAACAUUGUCCCAGACCGAUGCUGUACAGAAAACUCUCAAGACUGUGGACGGAAUUCCACUGAAUUAGUGUGGAAAACGGGAUGUUAUGAGAGAGUUAUGACUUGGUUUGAUGAGAAUAAGCAUGUCCUUGGCUCAACUGGGAUGUGUAUCCUUAUAAUGCAGAUUCUUGGCAUGGCCUUCUCCAUGACACUCUUCCAGCAGAUUCACAGGACUGGCAAAAAAUAUGAUGCCUAAAGCCUCUGAAACAUUAUCACAUCAGCCCUUCUGUUUGAUCAUAAAAAUGAACAAAAGGAGAGACUGCAAAGAGUAUCAAGCCAAGCCCUGCUGAGUGAAUCCGUCCCACUGUCUGAUCUACUUUGUUGUUACUUGUACAGAUAUUAUCACAACUUGUUGUUUGAUUCAUAUUUUUCUCUGUUUCACAUUUGCCAUUUAUUUGCCAAAGAGAGGGGGAAAAGCUCCCGAACACAUGGAUUUUCUAAACAAAAUCAUACAUCUGUUUCCAAGACUAUUCCCUUGAUUUAAGAACACAUUUUGCUCUACCAAUACAUGCUAAAUGUGCAAAAGUUAUAUAAGUUAAACUUUAAGGGAGAAUUCUUCAAAGUCUUCCAUUACGUUUUCAACCCUCAUGUUCAAUUCACUGGAAGUCUUGUAAAAGCUACUCUAACUGGGAGUCCUAUGAAUUGGAGCUUCUUGUACCUGAUGGUGUAUACUUUUUUGUUAUGAUAAUGAUGAUUAUUAAUAUUAUGAUAAAUAUAGCUUAGAAUUUAGUAGCCUGAUUUAUAGCUUCUAUAUAGUGUAUCUGUUUUUACACAUUUAUUGUACAUUAGUGUAGAAACCACUGUGCAAUCUCCUGAGGAUAUGUUUUUCAAAGUUGGCAGUUGGGGAGGACAGAUAAAGAAAAUGUUUCUCAAGUUCACUACUUGAGAAACACUCCUCCUACCUCCUACUUAACACUCCUGUGACGCUAAAUUUCAGUGUCUUUACCCAGCCAAAGCAGACUGUGACACUGUAAUUGGUGCUCCUUGUUAGACUGUUUUGAUGUUAUGCUACUUUGAAAUCUAAAAGUAAUGGCUAAGUGAGUAAUUCUCCCUGGCAUAAAGGAGAAAGGUUGCAGUCUGGCCUGCUGGUCACUUGGCAGCAGGUUUCACAGACUGUAUUGUCUGUUUCAAAAAAUUUGCAUAAAGCAUGGUGUGCUGCGGGAUAUUAGAAAGAGAGGUAGCAAUUUUAUUACAAUUUUGUCAUGCUAUGCCUUUCAGUGAAGUGGUUCCAUCAAAGAGAUGACAGCUAUCUCUCUGAGCUGGAAAAGAUGUCUCUGGACAGAGGGGAACAUGAAUUUGAUUAAAGAAGAGCAGAUUCAGAAAAGGGGCAAUUUCCAAAAGAAACUGAGAGAGACUAUGCACUGUCACACCUUCAGCACAGAACUGGUUCAUGCUGGGAGAUUGCCAGAUCUACCCAGUGAUGUGAUCAAGAGUUCACUGAGAUGCGAUGCAUAUUUUUUAGCCAUAUUCUGACUACAAAAUUUGAACGAAAAUUCUAGUUUGAAUGCCAUUUUAUUGUAAGCCAAUUCCAUUUACUUUUUUUUUUUUUUUUUUUUUUUUAAAGAAAUCUCUCCUAAGUUUUACAGUUUUGUGAAGGAAGAAGAAAAGGCCAUUAGAGCAUGUUGUGUUUUAGCUCCAGUCAGGGCUUAACUAAGCUCUGAAAGGAAUUCUACUUUAUAUUAAUUCAGCUUAUAUUAACUGGCAGUUAGAGGGGAUCUUUGUAAGUUACCUCAUCCAGUGUCACUCUCAAAAGAGAGCUGUGAUCUAUAUGAGAUGGAAUUCACUAUGAUGUUAUUAGACUGAAUAACAGAAACUGCUAAGGAUGGAGAUUUUAUGCCUCUGUGGUAUCCCAUUCAGAGCCGUGCCAUGUCAAACUACUCCUGUGGUAAAUACAUUUCUCCUAAUGUCCAGUCUGAAUAUUUAUGUUUUAAACUCUGAAAAUACGUUGGUUUCGUUGGAUAAUUCAGCCAAUCUUUUCAUGAUGAGCUGAAAUAACAAUUGGGCCGCUUCCUAUCUGGAAAGUAUGAGUACCCUGUUUUAUCUUCCUAGUAGGUUCUGUUUGCAUUUGUAAAUCAGACAGCAUUUUGUGUGGACUCUCUCACUUUUUGAUGUUCCUUUGAGAUCAGUAUGAUGGAAAGAGUGUGAAUGCAUGGGACAAGAGGGAUGAAUUUGUAUUUUGGGUAUUACAGUGAUGAAGGCCAUUACUAAUCUUAAAGAAUGGCCCUUGUCCACAUGAGCAUGAUGUCUGAAGUUUCAUAAAUCUCUUGUUGCCUACUGAAGAACACUGUAUGGGCUCAGCUAUUUAAUUUGCAUUGCCUUUGAAAUCCAGGGAAGGAGUAGAAGGGAAGCACAGUAACUGAAUCCAGUUUUAAUUCCACUUCUAACAAAAAUUGGGACCAAGAACAUCUGAGCCUCAUUGGAGAUGUUGCUCAUCAAAGAAGGGGCUCUGAUGCCCAGUAUACUUGCUGCUACAUGUAAGACCAUAUACAAAAUACCAUAUACAAAAUUACUAAAAUGUGUUGCUAUUUCUACAGGAAAGACAGAACAAUUUUCAUCUAAUGACUCUAUUACAUUCUACCUUUGGUCAGAGGUGCUUUGCUUUUUUUAAUUUUCUUUGGGGUUUGAGAAGAAUAAGAUGCAUCACAUCACAUCUGUCCUCUUGGGUUGCACAGUGGUACGUGCUACAACUUAAAUUUCAAUCUACAUACAGCUUUUACACACACACACACUCACACACAAAAAAAAAAAAAAAA
Messenger RNA from Lagopus leucura (white-tailed ptarmigan), 4134 nucleotides. It is a transcript of the gene TSPAN9, whose product is annotated as tetraspanin 9. The coding region runs from base 450 to 1577 and encodes 375 amino acids. The record is from RefSeq and is a predicted model, not a curated record. Gene Ontology annotation, cellular component: membrane. NCBI's taxonomy places the organism in Eukaryota, Metazoa, Chordata, Aves, Galliformes, Phasianidae. The transcript has 7 exons.